This is a messenger RNA of Aspergillus welwitschiae, 447 nucleotides long. RefSeq lists its product as uncharacterized. The transcript has 3 exons. The coding region runs from base 1 to 447 and encodes 148 amino acids. NCBI's taxonomy places the organism in Eukaryota, Fungi, Ascomycota, Eurotiomycetes, Eurotiales, Aspergillaceae. The record is from RefSeq and is a predicted model, not a curated record.
AUGGGCGGCGCUAGAAACAUCUCCCACGGCCGCGGCGGCGCAGGCAACAUCUUUUCCGGCAACAAUGAAUCCCGCACCACUCCAAAGGACCUCGUCACCCCCACCAUCAAGCAAGACAUCUUCACCACCGGUCGCGGCGGCUCCGGUAACAUGAUGCACAAUGAUCCGGAACACCCCGAGAUAGCCCGAGAAAUGCAGGAUGUGGAGUCGCCCCCGUUGCGCGUGGAAGAAGCACCGCACUUUAUGGGCCGAGGCGGCGCUGCAAAUGCAUAUAUUCCCUCCGCGGAAGAAGAGAAGCGCGUGCGCGAACAGGAAGAGGAGCAGUUGAGGCGUGUGCGCACGCAAUCGAAGGAUCGCAGGAAGGACGCUGAGACCGCGAGUGUCGCUGGUGAGGGUGGUGCUGGUGCUGGUGGUGGAGGUGGUGAAGAACGGAAUCCGUCCAGUUGA